GAUGCGCAUGCGCGCUGUCAUUCGGAACAGGUAGUGAAACCGGCUUUGGAGUUCAGCUCCUUCACACUAGACUAUUUAACUCACAAACCCUCGUCUUGAUUCAGAGAUCACAGGAUUAGGAAUGGGAGCUUUUCUGUCUGUGUGAACUUGAUCAUUACGCACGGGGUUUAUCAGUGAAAUAGCGCUUUCUGUGUGGGUGACAAUGCGGAACCCCAUCAGGAGAUAUCCGUGGCUGACUAACGUGACUCUAUACUCGGGUCUGUACGCUGGUGGGGACUUGAUGCAGCAGUAUUUGUCGAACAAGAAUAAUGGAAAGAUUGACUGGAGGCGCACGAGAAACGUCGCGAUCGUCGCGUUCUGCUUUAACGGCAACUUCAACUUUUUCUGGAUGCGCUUCUUAGAGCGCAAACUUCCCGGAAGCUCCGUGAGCACAGUGUUGCGGAAACUCGCCAUGGACCAGACCAUAUCCUUACCUCUGGCCAUAAGUGCCUUCUACACAGGUCAGAUGGACGUAUCCAUGGCUGAGAGCUCCAUGACUCCAGAUGAGAUCGAGAUGGAGAUGGCCAGGAUCCAGAGGCUCAGGGAGGUGCUUGUCAGAAGGGAGUCAGAGCUCCGCUUUAUGAUGGACGAUAUUCAGCUGUGUAAAGACAUCAUGGCCCUGAAACAGGAGCUGCGUAAAAUUGUAGCAGUGCCAGAAAAGGAAAAGAGCAAGAAGCACCGACAAAAAGAAGAAGAGCUGAUUCAGAAGAUCCAUAAGCUGGUGGAAAAGAGGGAUUUCCUAGUGGAUGAUGCAGAGGUGGAAAGAUUGAGGGAGCAAGAAGAGGACAAAGAGAUGGCAGAGUUCCUCAGGCUCAAGCUCAUGCCACUGGACAAACUGCCCAGAGUCACACAGAGUCCUCCAAAAGCGAAAAAGCCGACUCCAGAACCUCCGCCAAACAAACCGUCCAUUACCAAGAGCAGCGUAGCAGUCAUAAAGGACUGCUGUGGAGCUACACAGUGCGCCAUCAUGUAAAAUGCUCUCCACGUUACAGCUAGUACGUUUCAGAAAAACAUAAUCUUAUCUUGGGUUGAUUAGGCUGAUAGCUUUUUUUUUUUUUUUUUUUUUGCAUUUACAUAGCAGGAUGUGGUACCAUUGUUCAUUUUAGAAGUGCCAGGACUCAUUUAAAAUGAUUUACUUUGCAUUAAAGCAUUUUUAUUGCUGUAUAUAAAUGUGAGAUGAUGUAAUUUGGCUCUAAUUUGAAAAACGUGUUGGUUGGAAAUGUUAUGAUUUAUGAGAUGUCCUGGUUUCACGAAGCAACACGAGAAGCACUGGAGAGUUCUGAGAAUUCUAGUAUCCACUUCAAGGAAGGAUCGGAAUCUCUAGUAUUUCAAGUUCUAGAUCUCUUUUUAGAAUUUUAGUAAUCCCGUAGAGUAAGGACCUGAAGCGGUGUUGCAUUCUGGAAUGACCAGUAAAUCUAGAAUACUCCUCGGCAAGGAUCUGGUGCAUAACUGCCCCUUUUUAACCACAAAACCAUCUGCUCCAUUUUAUCUCCAAAGAUCUAGUGGACUGAACAUUUACAGUAUCUUCAGCAUCAGAGCUCUGUAUAACGGGCUUUUCAUUGCUAUGGCAACAACUCAUAAAAAGUUAUAUGCAUGGCCAUGACAAGUGAACAGACCUGAAUAAUGUGGAGCAUUUACAGAAUACUGUUGAAAAAGAAAUAAUCACAAACAUGAAGCAGUCAUCAGUGAGGGGAAAAACCACUUUCCUUGAACACUGUGGAAACACCUAAAGGUCGAUUCUUCGACUUUGUCCACAUGUAUGUGAAAGCUGUCCUUUUAUGCAAAUUUUAUGAAACUUUUAGCAAGAGACGAUGAAGUGAACAAAGUACUUCAAAAGUACAAACAGGGCAUAACCAUCAUCUUUACCUCUUGCCAUGCAGUACCGUGUGACAUGGCACCCAACAUUAAUCUAGGUGAAUUUCACUAUUAAUGCAAAAGCAGAGCAAUCUGCAAUCUGAGCUCGGAGAAUAUCUCAAGCAGCAGGAGUGCACAUGGUCGUAAAAACUGUCAUAGUAUUUAAAAAAAAAAAAGGUAUUCAUGUGUGUGAUGCACUGACGUCAACAUGUAGAUAAACCCCUGUAUAAGAGAGUGUGCACAAUGCUAUUAUGAAUUAUAUUCAAUAAGGGAUCAUUAAUUAUGCUAUAAUUUAGUCCAAUAAUUGAAUUAACUGCCCCAGUACAAACACUUGUGCUAAUUUGCAUGUUGGCCUAGAAGAACUUUACAAGCACAAUAUAUACAUGUUCCAAGAUAGGACACUACUUGGGUUAACGUGUACACAAGAACACACACACACACCCCAAGUUCUCAAGUUCUGAGCAUUUCCCCUUGUCAGUUCUACACCUUACUGAGUUGAAAAAUGUACUACUGUAACUAUUUUUAAAAAAAUUAGCUGCGUAUUUUCCAGCGGAGGUCUAAAUCUAUCGUUUCUCACAUAUUUGCUGCGAUUCCUACCAAAAGAAUGAAACCUGAUUAGACCCAAGCAACAACCAUAUCGGACUUCAUUUCCAUGCCUGUGAACAGAACACUUUCCCCACAAACACAGGGUGUUGGUGACAUUUUCUUGCUUGCAAGUUCUUUAUGUUGUUGCACAUUUAGUGUUUUGUGAGCUUUUUUUUCCUUCACAAAAGAUCUGACUGCAAAUUUCAGGAACGUUACAGAACGCGACACUAGAAAACGUUCGUGAGAUUUGCACAAGCACUUAAACGUUAUUUGUAAAUAUGUGUUCCAAU
Tachysurus vachellii is the source of this 2768-nucleotide messenger RNA. It is a transcript of the gene bmerb1, whose product is annotated as bMERB domain containing 1. The coding region runs from base 203 to 1012 and encodes 269 amino acids. The transcript has 6 exons. Gene Ontology annotation, biological process: negative regulation of microtubule depolymerization. The record is from RefSeq and is a predicted model, not a curated record. Gene Ontology annotation, cellular component: cytoplasm; microtubule cytoskeleton; membrane. Lineage: Eukaryota; Metazoa; Chordata; Actinopteri; Siluriformes; Bagridae.